AUGUCUAAUAAGCUUUUUAUUUGGAGUAAAAGCGAUAUAGAGACACUAUUUAGUAUUGUUGUAGAUUUAUUUAAUGAUAAAACUAAUAGGGAGGCAAUAAGGAAGAAGGUAGGGCUAAGGAUGGGAAUAAGCUCUAAUCCAAUCAGUUAUGAAGGCGAAUUAAAUAGUGAAUCUAGAAAUAAAGUGGGAGUAGUUAAAUUUGCAUCUUCUAAAGAUGAUAUUAUUGGUCAAACGAUUGAUUCAGUGAUAUGCAAGAAUCUCAUUAUAGCUUAUGUACUACCGGAUACUACUGAGAAGUCUCAUGUAGUUUAUCAGAAUAUAAGACAGAAAGAUCAUGUGAAGAGAAAAAUAGCUAAAGAUAUUGGAAAUCGUUUAUUCACAAUAUUUUCUUUGAAAUUGGCUAUUUUUACGGAAUCUCUUAUUUGUCACUUCACUAAUCUUGCUAUUGACUCAAUUAAGAAGAUUAAUUCUCAAAAUAUAUUGGAUAUUUCUUUAUUCGCAGAUCCAUUGUGCUAUAAAGGUCCUCUUAAGCUUAACAGUUUGGUGUGCAGUGAAUUAGAUAAAUAUGGGAUAUCUUUAUUUAGUGGUUGGCUAGGUGAAGAUUUGAGAAGUAAGUUAGUUACCCAAAUACAGAAGUAUGACUACCAAGCCUUAUUUACCAACUAUAAUACAUUAACAGGUUGUUAUAAAUUAAAAGUUUUGGCUUUACACUCGGCAAAAAUUAAAGAGGUACUACUUACUUUUUAUAAAUCUCUUUGUUCAAUUCCAUAUGAGUUAAAUAUGAAACUUAAAUUAGCUCUACAUACUUUGCCACCUACAUUUCAUGUAUUUUCACUAUCUCAGGAUGAUACUUUAUGCAUCAAUAAACAGACAAUAGCACCUGGGAGCAAAGUUGCUCUUUUAUAUUUCCCAAGCAGUGAGACUCUAGCAAAAAUUACUUGCACAAGAAUCAAUGGUGAGAAAGGUAGGGCAACUCCAAUAUCAUUAGAAGUUUCAAAUGACAAACUUAUUAUAGUGAAGUUGAUGGAAAAUAAAUAUACGAUUAAAGUAAAUGGUUCAAAUAUAAUUUAUUUUGUUAUCAUCUACAUAUAUGGCCCUGAAAUACUAAAAUAA
Molecule: messenger RNA, 1113 nt
Organism: Cryptosporidium muris RN66
Lineage: Eukaryota; Apicomplexa; Conoidasida; Eucoccidiorida; Cryptosporidiidae
Exons: 1
Coding region: 1-1113 (370 amino acids)
Source: RefSeq, a predicted model, not a curated record